Messenger RNA from Symbiodinium natans, 1900 nucleotides. NCBI's taxonomy places the organism in Eukaryota, Dinophyceae, Suessiales, Symbiodiniaceae. The record is from the annotation of a GenBank genome assembly.
GUCCAAGGUGCCGCACCUUCGAGAGGUGCAUGGCAUUCACACCCAGGCGAACCCAGAGGUGCAAGAGGUGGAGAAUGUUUGUAUCUCCUUGAUGCUGCUGGGUUGCGUGGGUUUCAUGAUGGCCACGUUCUAUCUGGUGAAUUGGCCAGACGAUGACAUUCAGAAGAUCACGUGGGAAAUCAUUAGCACCACCACUAGCAUUUUCGGGGCCUUGCUGUUGUUCCAGGGCUGCGAUCGCGUGGUACACUACUAUUUCCUGGAUCACGUCGCUACGUGGUAUCAGCUGGCAGUGAACAUGCUGCACAUGAUGUUGUGGUUUUGUGUGCUGCAACUCGUAUUGGCGUACUACUCUGGAGCGGUGGGGCAGCAGAAGGUUCCAGCUGACAGGCGUGCAGCUCUGUCGGAGGCUGCAAGUUGCGAUAGCCACCUGCGACCGCUGCACCUGGAACGUGCGGAAAGGCACUUGCACCAGAUCCGGUUGAAUACUCACGCUUGGGCUGUUCUCAUGGGGCACAUCACCGGCUUCGCGGCAGUGAAUGCAUGGAGCAGCUUACAACAGGCGCUGCCCAGGCUUUGGUGCCCUGUGGUUCCCGUUCUUGCUUAUAUCAGCAUUUCUGUCGUCUAUGACACCACCGCACGCUGGCGCUAUGAGCGGACCAUGGCAGACGGCGAAGAAGAUGAGUACGAGGUGAUUUGGGGCGAGUGCGUAGCAGAGACGGAGGAUGAAGUGAUCUCUUUGUCCGUGUCAUUCCUGCUCGUGCAAGUGCUCCGCCUGUGCAUCACGGGAAAGUUGCCGGGCCCCGGCGGCGAGGAGCCCGAGGGCUCCUGGCAUUCGAGGGGAUCCUGUGUCUUGCUUCUCUUGAUGGGCCUCGUCCUGGGUGUCGCCGAGCUGGUGAGGCUGGCGCACGCCAGGGCCAAGCAGUUCCAGCGCGGCGUGAGUGGCGACGAGGAGACGAAAUGUCGAAGCGGGAACUGGUACGAGAAGAUUUCAGCCAUGAGCUUCGCCUGGUGCGUACACAUCUCGGUCGACUGGUGGGUGGCCUCCGGCCUUCAAAUUGAUCACUCCAUGAAGGCCGUGGUGUCGGCCCUCUCCGGGACCUGCAUUGCCUUUAUGCUGAUCUUUGGCCUCGACAAGGUCGCGGACAUGAACGCGCACGAUGCAGAAGUGGACAACGCCCUCCGCACCAUCAUCUCAGCUUUAGGAUUGCUGGUGGGGAUCUCCUGGGAACGUUGCUUCGACGCUGCCGUCGGAGGAGUGGCCAAGGAGCACGUGGGCCAUCUGCCGCCGCCCGUAACGAAUCUCCUCCUGGCAAUCUUGCUGGCUGCGAUGGUGCUUCCUGCCUGGAAGUGGUACAUUCACCCGAAGCUCCUUCAGGAGAGCGAGAAGGACGAGAAAGAUGGGAAGGAGAAGGGCUCCCCGGCCGACUUGGGGGACACGACCCGGCUCUUUGGCAGGCUGGGGGAGUCGCAUCCAGCUCUGCACAAAGCGGUCCCGGUGGAGCAAUGCUGGAAAGAACCGCCGUCCUGCAGCCCUGCGCACCUUCAGGAAAAUCCUGAAAGGAGUCUUUUUGAGAAGGAGCAUCUGUCGGCUUCCGCUUCCGGCAAUGACUUGUGCACAGAAGGCCCCGACAACCUUGAGAAGUCACGGGAAGGUGAGGGUGUUGCAGCCCCUGCAGACGUCGGUUCAGAGGCAAGAGACCUUGGCGGCCUUCGUGUGGACACCCCGACGCCCGCCUGCGCAGUCGAGCCCAUGGCCUCGAGUGAACGCCCGGGAAAGGAAAUCCAGGCGCUCAUUCCAGAUGACUUGGAUGACUUGGAUGUGAUAUCCUUGGGCAUGCCCAAUCGUCUUUGUUCCACUCCUGACUUCCAGAAGUACAAAUCCACGCUGGUCUCGAUCUAA